GAGGGAGGUUAAGGGGGCUCCUGAGACUGCCUCAGAGGGGUGUCCAGCGUCCAGGACCAGAGGAAGGCAGAGACGAGAGAGACACGGCAAAGGAAAGUCACAGACACAAAGAAAAAGAAAGACCCAAAAAGGGUCAAGGACCUCAACAUUCAUCUACACAGCUACAGAGGCAGCUGGAGCGAGCCCUGGGAGAAGCUCGGCUGCCUGUCCGUCCCCAUGGGCCACCUUGGGCCAUGGCUGCACACUUCUCUCCUUUGGGCUGCUGCAGCGAGCCUGCUCCUCCCCCCGGCCAUGACCCAGCAGCGGGGAGGGGCCGGGCCAGGUCCCAGCAACUGGAACAACAAUGCAGGCGUCCCGGGGCCCUCGGAGGACAUGUCCGGCAAGUUUGGCCACCCCAUCCACAGCCAUAGAGGCCACGGAGAUGAGAACGAGGGUGUUUCCACAGAGGGUGGGCAUCAAUUCCAGAGCCACAGAGACCACGGAGAAGAGGAUGAAGAUAUCUCCAGAGAAUAUGGUCACAGUCACGGACUCCAAGGCCACAGGUACCAAGGACAUGAGGUCGGAGACGAGAACGUCUCUGAUGAGGAGGUAUUCACAGAGCGUGCGUGGCAGGCCCAUGGGCACAGAGGCCAUGUGAAUGAAGACACGGACGAUUCAGCCGAGCAUGGCCACCACGUCCCUAGCCACAGGACUCAUGGCCAUCGAGAUGAGGACGAAGAUGAGGACGAAGUUGUGUCCAGUGAGCAUCACCAUCAUAUCAUCAGGCAUGUACACGGAGGCCACAGAGAGGAAGAGGAUGAUGAAGAUGAGGAGGAGGAGGAUGUCUCAGAUGAGCAUCACCAUCAUGUCCCUGGCCACGGAUAUCAAGGCCACUUAAAAGAAGGAGAAGAAGAUGUCUUCUCCACUGAGUACAGAUACCAGGCCCACAGGCACGGAGGCCACGGGGAGGAAGGGGAUGAUGUCUCCGAGGAACACCAUCACCACAUCCUCAGCCACAGACACCAAGAACAUGGAGACACGGAAGAUGAGGCUGAGCCCACUGAGCACUGGCACCAGGGUCCCGGACGUACCCACGACCUUGAACAUGAGGAGGAGGAGGAGGAGGAGGAGAUCACAGUCAAGUCCCGCCACCACGUGGCAAGCUACCAACCCCAGGCCCACAAGAGCUGGGAGGACCGGCAUGCAGACGCCGAGGAGGAGGGGGAGGACCUCCCUGUCAGGCUGGGCCACCAGGCUGCCAGCCACGGGGAACAAGGCCUCAGAGAUGAAGGGACUGGCCACAGAGGGCCCACCAAAGAGGUCAGCCCCCAGCCCCCGGAACAUACGGGGGUUAAGGGUAAAGAUUAUUUGAAGGACAGGGAUUCCGAGGAGGAAUCAGAAGAGGAGCGCGGCUCCCAAGAGCAAGAUGAGGAUGGUCCAGGGCAGGGAGAAGGCACCCGCCGUGGCAGGCGGGACCGGGAGGAUGCGGAAGACGAGGAGGAAGGUCAUGGUCUCAGCCCCCGCCAGGGGGAGGAGGAGGAGGAGGAAGGGGCCGAUGGGGAGAGGGAGGGAGAGAGGGCUGAGGUUCACGCCCCCCUGGGCCAAGGCCAACCGGAGGAGGAAGAGGAGGAGGGGCUGGAGGAAGAACUCCCCUUCACCAUCAUCCCCAACCCACUGGCCAGGAAGGAGGUGGCUGGAGGCGGCCCCAGUGAGGAGCGUGGUGAGGACGCGGGUCCGCAGGACGCCCAGGAGUAUGAGAACUACCAGCCGGGGUCCCUGUGUGGCUACUGCACCUUCUGCAACAGAUGCACUGAAUGUGAGAACUGUCACUGCGAUGAGGAGAACAUGGGAGAGCACUGCGACCAGUGCCAGCACUGCCAGUUCUGCUACCUCUGCCCUCUGGUCUGCGAAACUGUCUGCUCACCAGGAAGCUACGUCGACUAUUUCUCCUCGUCCCUGUAUCAGGUCCUGGCGGACAUGCUGGAAACUCCAGAAUCCUGACCCGGCCGCGCGGCUGCGGCGCAGACGCACCUCCCUGGCCAUCCAACCCUUCCCACGAGCCAUAUUUAUUUCUCUGAAUAAACGCGCUCCCCAAAACCUGA
Manis pentadactyla (Chinese pangolin) is the source of this 2081-nucleotide messenger RNA. RefSeq names its product histidine rich calcium binding protein (gene HRC). The record is from RefSeq and is a predicted model, not a curated record. The coding region runs from base 217 to 1980 and encodes 587 amino acids. The transcript is spliced from 6 exons. Gene Ontology annotation, molecular function: calcium ion binding. NCBI's taxonomy places the organism in Eukaryota, Metazoa, Chordata, Mammalia, Pholidota, Manidae.